AAUGUCUACUGUCAUUUUUGUGUAUAACAACUGCCUCAAACCAUACAUAUAUUUUGAUUUUCCACAGUCAUUAUCUCAGUUUUCAUUUAGUUUGUGUAGGAAAACUUACCCAGUCUUUCUUGCAGAGUGCUCCAAAUAUACUGGCCUUUCUUAGUAAAUACACACAUUUAAUCAGUUUACGAGAGCGCCGCAAUUGAAAUAAUAGCAUCGAGCCACGUUUGUAUGGUUAUGUUAUAUGGUGUGUUUACAGUGAUCAAAUUCCAGAAAAGCCCGAUUUUUCACGAUGGCUGGAGGUUUUACCGAAUCAGCUUUCAUCAAAAAAUUAAUGGAGCUUAAUAACUCCUCGCAAAGCAUUCAGACUCUAUCUUUGUGGCUUAUUCAUCACAGGAAACAUUAUACCAGUGUAGUGAAGAUAUGGCUGCGAGAACUUGUAAAAGCCAAAGAUACUAAGAAACUAACGUUCAUGUACUUGGCUAAUGAUGUAAUUCAGAACAGUAGAAAGAAGGGUCCUGAAUAUGGAAACGAAUUCGGCACGCAGCUCAAGAAAGCCUUUGAAAAUAUCUCCCAAUGUGAUGAAAAGACGAAAAAUGGAUUGGAUAGAGUAUUGACUAUUUGGCAAGACCGGGAAAUAUACAGUUCAGUCCAAAUCAUGGAAUUUAAGAGAGCUCUAUUGUUGGGAAAGGACGAUCAACCUCCAUCCAAAAAGAUCAAAAUUAGUGAUUCAAAAAAAAAGGACAAGCAAGUGACAGUGGAGGUUGACGGUACAUUAGAAACGCAUGUUCAUUUGAGCCCUCACACACCUCCAGGUGAUCCUCCUGAACCGGAGGAAAUAAUUAAAGCAAUUCAAGAUUUGGAAAUGAAUAUUGCAUCUUCGGACGAAAAGGUUCGGGAAAAAAUUGCAAAUUUACCCAAAGAGCUGUCUGACAUGUCAGUAGUAGCCAAAAUAGAAGAUCGGGAAACCGCCGAAAAAUUGAAUGUACAAGUAACUAAUGCCGUGCUGUUGCUGAGUCAAUAUAAUACAAGACUAUCUAGUGAAAUGGAACAUAGGAAAAAAGUUGCAAUUAUGAUGCGCGAUUUUUUGUUGGCCCAAGACGAGUUAUUAACUCAAGCUGAGAGAAGUUUAGAGGAAUACCAAGAAACGUUAUCCAAAAUAUACACAGUGAGACAAGAAUUGCAGUCACAUGUUCAAAAUUUACCAGAUCUUACACAGCUGCCUAAUGUGACUCAUGGAUUAGCCCCUCUUCCGUCGGCAGAGAACCUGUUUAUGCAGUAAAACAAGUAUGUUGUAAGUUGAAGAAUAGGUUCAAACGUGAGUUUUUUCCGUUAUAAUUUAAAGUCUGUAUGGGAAAAUCACGAAUAUCAAACCUAAAACUUGAUGUUUCUACAUAUGCACCUAUAAGUAUAAACACUCAAAGUUGUAUAAGAUUUCAUUUCAUAAAUGAUAUUUCCGAUACAAAAAAGCUGAACCUAUUAAAGUAAAACAUGUUUUUAGUUAUUUUGUACCUUUCAUUACUUAAAUAAUAAUUCCAAUCUAGUGUACAUAAUAUGCCAUUAAAAACCGUGUGAGAGGUACAUAUUUUUCAAUUGUAUCACUUUUACUGGAAGGCGAUUUAUCAAAUUAAGAUAAACGUUUUUAGGAGUGAAUAUAUGCUGUUGUGAAUAAGUGCUUGUUAUGUAUCGCCAUUAACGAUUUGCAGGAACAGUCAUUGUAAAAAUAACUUUAAUCAGUUCCCUACUUACGCCUAAAUAUGACUUUAAACGUUUUAAAAUAAAUAAAGCACUCGCCAUUAAAGCAAUAUGUCUAAGACUUUAUUGGCUAACAUUGAUAUGAAGCGUUUGAACCUAUUUCGAAUGUUUGAUUUGAUUAUUUGGUUCGAUAAUUAUGUUUCACAAAAAUGUAUUAUUGGUGCAGUUUGUCCUAAGUUUCUUGUUGCUAGUUAAAAAAAUAUACUUUGAGUAUAACCGUUUAAAAUGUACAUUAACGUGGUAUCUCUGUAUCCAAUUGCCUCAUAAUGACUGGUGAUGGAUAUGUUUAUUGAUAAACGAAAUUUUUUUUAUAUGUUACAAAGAAAAAUAAAUUUCACUCAUAUUUUACCUCCCCAGACAAGGCAAUAUUUGUACAUUUCUUUUGCAUUGUUUGACUCAGCUCUACUACAUAUUUAAAUCAUAAUUAAUGAGAUCCAGUUUUGCUUUGCUAGGACAUUUAAUAAUCUAUCGAUUAAGGGGUAAAAUAACACAGAAAUUAUCGUAAACGUAUCUAAGUAGAAAGAGUAAUUCCUCACGUUUGCUUCACAAUAGUCAGUGCGUAUAGUUUUGUGUGUCCACGAUUUGGAUUUGAACAUCAGAGUGCUAUCAAGUCCAACAUUUGAUAUACCGAAUCCAAAUUACAUAAAAUAUUUGACUAAAUUGAUGUGAUUAUUGAAUAUGUGCUAAUAGUUUGCACCAGAUAUGUUAUAUCUAAGUAUAUUUUAACGAAAUCAGUUUGAAAUGCGUAUAACUAAUAUUAAGAGUGUCCUUUGAAUUUAGACUGAAAGGGAAUGCAUAAUUUUAUUGGAGCACUAUAUUCGAUUAUGACUUAUUUGAAAAUCUGUUGGUUCUAAUAAAACUGUUACUGGUGAA
Messenger RNA from Dendroctonus ponderosae (mountain pine beetle), 2619 nucleotides. RefSeq names its product regulation of nuclear pre-mRNA domain-containing protein 1B. The transcript is spliced from 6 exons. The coding region runs from base 284 to 1273 and encodes 329 amino acids. The record is from RefSeq and is a predicted model, not a curated record. Gene Ontology annotation, molecular function: RNA polymerase II complex binding. Gene Ontology annotation, biological process: mRNA 3'-end processing. Lineage: Eukaryota; Metazoa; Arthropoda; Insecta; Coleoptera; Curculionidae. Gene Ontology annotation, cellular component: RNA polymerase II, holoenzyme.